AUGGCGGCGCCCAGGGAAGUGGCUGCGGCAUCCUCUGCCGAAGCUGAUGGUGAGGGCAUCGCCUUUAGGAUGUGGCUGGACGAACGGUUGGAGGCGCUCGGAGUUGAUCAAGCCGUGUACGGCGCUUACAUCCUGGGUGUUCUGCAGGAGGAGGAGGAAGAAGAGAAGCUGGAUGCUCUGCAGGGGAUCCUCUCAGCUUUCUUGGAAGAAGACUCCUUGCUUAAUAUCUGCCGAGAGAUUGUGGAACGAUGGACAGAAACUCAGAAUGUUGUCACCAAAGUGAAAAAAGAAGAUGAGGUACAGGCGAUUGCCACCUUAAUUGAGAAGCAAGCACAGAUUGUGGUGAAGCCCAGGUUGGUGUCAGAAGAGGAAAAGCAGAGAAAAGCUGCCCUCCUGGCCCAGUAUGCUAAUGUCACAGAUGAAGAGGAUGAAGCAGAUGAGAAGGACGAUCCAGGUGCCACGACAAUGAACCUUGGUUCUGACAAAUCUCUCUUCCGAAACACCAACGUGGAAGAUGUCCUCAAUGCCCGAAAACAGGAGCGAGAUUCACUUCGGGAUGAGUCCCAAAGGAAGAAGGAACAAGACAAGUUGCAGAGGGAGAGGGACAAAUUAGCUAAGCAGGAGCGCAAGGAAAAGGAGAAAAAAAGGACACAGAAAGGGGAGCGAAAACGAUAA
This is a messenger RNA of Elephantulus edwardii (Cape elephant shrew), 675 nucleotides long. RefSeq names its product coiled-coil domain containing 43 (gene CCDC43). The record is from RefSeq and is a predicted model, not a curated record. The coding region runs from base 1 to 675 and encodes 224 amino acids. NCBI's taxonomy places the organism in Eukaryota, Metazoa, Chordata, Mammalia, Macroscelidea, Macroscelididae. The transcript is spliced from 5 exons.